CAUCAAAUUCACCCUGGAAAAUAUCUAUCCAUUUUCUUCAACGAUGGAUUCCUUCUCGUCGUUCUUCGAUUCGCGAUCACAAUCGGCUUCACGUAACAGUUGGACUUACGAUUCUCUCAAGAAUUUUCGUCAAAUCUCUCCCGUUGUUCAGACUCAUCUCAAACAGGUUUAUCUGUCACUAUGUUGCGCUCUUCUAGCAUCUGCAGUUGGGGCGUAUCUUCACGUUCUUUGGAAUGUUGGUGGUUUGCUGACUACUUUUGCAACCUUGGGAUGCAUGUCUUGGCUACUUGCCACCCCUCCCCAUAAAGAGCAAAUGAGGGUUUCUCUAUUGAUGGCAUCUUCUGUUCUCCAAGGGGCCUCCAUUGGUCCUUUGAUCGAGCUGGCCAUUGAAUUUGACCCAAGCAUUCUGGUGAGUGCAUUUGUGGGAACUGCGAUUGCCUUUGCUUGUUUCUCGGGAGCAGCCAUGUUGGCCAGGCGUAGAGAGUACCUCUACCUUGGAGGUCUUCUCUCCUCUGGUGUCUCCAUUCUUUUCUGGCUCCAUUUUGCUUCAUCCCUCUUUGGAGGUUCUUUGGCCCUGUUCAAGUUUGAGCUGUACUUUGGACUUCUGGUUUUUGUUGGGUACAUGGUGGUUGAUACCCAGGAGAUCAUUGAGAAGGCUCACCUUGGAGACUUGGAUUAUGUGAAACACGCACUCACGCUUUUCACUGAUUUUGUAGCAGUCUUUGUCCGCAUCCUUAUCAUCAUGUUGAAGAAUUCAGCCGAGAGAGAAGAGCGGAGGAAGAAGAGAAGAGAUUAGAUUCUGGUACACAACUGUCACAGACUUCUUUGUCGUUUUCUUUUUACGGUUUUUCAGUACUGAAACUGAAACAACGCAGUCGUGUCUUGUGAUCGAUAUGUGAUGAAUGUCAUAUUAACCCUUUUUAACUUGCACAUACAAACAAUGUGGAUAUGGCUUGCUUUGGCAUUUGACAAAUGUGUAAGUAACUAUAUUUUCUUCAUCAAUAUCGUUUAUACCGUUCUUCAGGAAA
This is a messenger RNA of Cynara cardunculus var. scolymus (artichoke), 1028 nucleotides long. Its product is annotated as bax inhibitor 1-like. The transcript is spliced from 6 exons. NCBI's taxonomy places the organism in Eukaryota, Viridiplantae, Streptophyta, Magnoliopsida, Asterales, Asteraceae. Gene Ontology annotation, cellular component: membrane. The coding region runs from base 44 to 796 and encodes 250 amino acids. The record is from RefSeq and is a predicted model, not a curated record.